Ochotona princeps (American pika) is the source of this 1949-nucleotide messenger RNA. It is a transcript of the gene ATG14, whose product is annotated as autophagy related 14. NCBI's taxonomy places the organism in Eukaryota, Metazoa, Chordata, Mammalia, Lagomorpha, Ochotonidae. Bases 39 to 1517 code for a protein of 492 amino acids. Gene Ontology annotation, cellular component: autophagosome; phosphatidylinositol 3-kinase complex, class III; extrinsic component of omegasome membrane. Gene Ontology annotation, biological process: autophagosome assembly; mitophagy; cellular response to starvation. The transcript is spliced from 10 exons. The record is from RefSeq and is a predicted model, not a curated record.
ACAAAAUCCCACGUGACUGGCUCUGCUCUCAGACCAUCAUGGCGUCUCCCAGUGGGAAGGGAUCCCGGGGGCCGGAGGCUCCGACCUGCGGGCCCCGGUCGCUCGCCGGGGAUCUGGUGGACUCCGUGGACGACGCGGAGGGGCUGUACGUGGCGGUCGAGCGGUGUCCGCUGUGCAACACCACCCGCCGACGGCUGACCUGCGCCAAAUGCAUCCAAAGCGGCGAUUUCGUCUACUUCGACGGCCGCGACCGGGAAAGAUUUAUUGACAAGAAGGAAAGAUUAAACCGACUUAAGAGCAAGCAAGAAGAAUUUCAAAAAGAAGUGUCCAAAGCUAUGGAAGGAAAAUGGGCAGCAGAUCAGUUGAGAUGGAAAAUAAUGUCAUGCAAGAUGCGGAUUGAACAGCUGAAACAAACCAUAUGUAAAGGAAACGAGGAAAUGAAGAAAAAUUCUGAAGGCCUUCUGAAAACCAAGGAAAAGAAUCAGAAGCUCUACAGCCGCGCCCAGCGGCACCAGGAGAAGAAGGAGAAGAUCCAGAGGCACAACCGCAAGCUCGGCGACCUGGUGGAGAAGAAGGCCGCGGACCUGCGCAGCCACCACGAGCGCCUGGCCCGCCUGCGGCGGGAGCACAUCCUGGAGCUCACGUCUGUCAUCUUCCCCAUGGAGGAAAUCAAGACCACGGGGAGAGAUCCCGCGGACAUGUCCUCCGAGAGCGACAGCGCCAUGACCUCUAGCACUGUGAGCAAGCUGGCCGAAGCCCGGAGGACCACCUACCUGUCGGGCCGCUGGGUCUGCGAUGACCACAAUGGGGACACCAGCAUUAGCAUCACAGGGCCGUGGAUCGGCCUCCCCAAUAACGGCGACUACUCUGCUUACUACAAUUGGGUGGAAGAAAAAAAGACAACGCAGGGGCCUGACAUGGAGCACAGCACCCCCGCCUACACCAUCAGUGCAGCAUUGUGCUAUGCUGCCCAGCUGGUCAACAUCCUGUCCCACAUCCUCGACGUGAACCUUCCUAAGAAACUGUGCAACAGUGAAUUUUGUGGAGAAAAUCUCACCAAACAGAAAUUUAAUCGAGCAGUGAAGAAACUGAAUACAAAUAUCCUUUAUCUUUGUUUUUCUCAGCAUGUCAAUCUGGAUCAGUUACAGCCACUACACACCCUCAGGAAUCUCAUGUGCCUGGUCAGUUCCAGCUCUGAACACCUGGGCAGGUCGGGACCCUUCGAAGUGCGAGCUGACCUCGAAGAAUCCAUGGAAUUCGUGGACCCUGGUGUCGCUGGAGAGUCCGAGGAGAGCGGAGAUGAACGUGUAAGUGAUGAAGAGACAGACCUGGGCACAGACUGGGAGAACCUGCCCAGUCCCCGGUUUUGCGACAUCCCCUCCCAGCCUGUGGAGGUGUCCCAGAGCCAGAGCACCCAGGUGUCCCCACCCAUCGCCAGCAGCAGUGCGGGCGGCAUGAUCUCCUCCGCUGCUGCCUCGGUGACCUCGUGGUUCAAGGCUUACACCGGCCACCGCUAGUGUGCGUGCACCUGCCACGGCAGCCAGCCAGCUCCCAGCGUCGGCUCCCAGGCUCACAGUGCCCUGAGAUGCUAAGUCGGCGUCUGCAACAGCAAGAGGUGGAACUGCUAUUAGUUGUUUGAACCAUGGACACACACAGGUUUGUCAGGUGAUCCAGGAGGGUGACCCCAACUAGAACCCAGGGGUCAAAGGUCCCCCUCCUCUAGCUGCAGGCAACUGCUGCUGUUGUCCCCUGGGGCUUCCUCAGGCCCUGGUUGCUCAGACUGUUCCCCAACUCUUAAGUUGUAGACUUUGGUUGAACCACAGGAAUUGGUUCUAACCGAUUAGGACUUAAAAGAUACAAACUGUUUAUAGGGUUUAUCUUUAUUCCCUACAACUUUUGUUUUGUUUUUUGUUUUGUUUGUGCAGAGAACCAGCAGGCAGGUUCAGAUA